UUUAAGAAUAAGUAUACCAUCAUGAAAUAUAUUCUUGUUACUGGGGGAGUUAUUAGUGGUGUUGGGAAAGGAGUUAUUUCCAGCAGUGUUGGUGCCAUUUUAAAGGCAUGUGGUUUAAAUGUGACAUCAAUUAAAAUUGAUCCCUACAUUAAUGUUGAUGCUGGAACAUUUUCACCUUAUGAACAUGGGGAGGUAUAUGUGCUUGAAGACGGGGGUGAAGUUGAUCUUGACCUUGGCAAUUAUGAACGUUUUCUGGAUGUGGAAUUGCAUCGUGAUAAUAAUAUCACAACUGGGAAGAUAUAUCAGGCUGUAAUAGAAAAAGAGCGGCGUGGUGAUUAUCUUGGACAAACUGUACAAGUAAUUCCUCACAUUACCAAUGCUAUUCAAGACUGGAUUGAAAAAGUUUCUUUGAAACCAGUUGAUAAAACUGGAAGUGCUCCUAACAUUUGUGUCAUUGAGUUAGGAGGGGUUAUAGGUGAUAUUGAAGGUAUGCCAUAUGUGGAAGCUAUGAGACAGUUUCAGUUCAGAGUCGGUUUAGAAAACUUCUGUUGUUGUCAUGUUAGUUUAAUUCCAGAGACUACUGGUGGUGAACUAAAAUCUAAGCCUACUCAAAUGAGCAUCAGAGAGCUAAGAGGAUUUGGACUGUCUCCUGAUUUGAUCUUGGCCCGCAGUCGAACAGAAAUUAAUGAUUCAUUAAAACAAAAGAUCUCUAUGUUUUGUCAUGUUGGACCGAGCCAGGUAUUGAGUGUGCCAGAUGUAUCUUCAGUUUAUCGCGUACCUAACUUACUUUAUCAACAAGGACUUGUCAGUUAUAUAGUAAAUAAAUUAAACUUGGAUAUUCCUGCUAUAAACCCGUCGUCAUUUUUAUAUCAUUGGAAACAGCUUGCUGAAAGAUACGACCAUCCCUAUGAAGAAGUUAAGAUAGCAGUAGUUGGUAAAUACACUAAACUUGAAGAUGCUUACAUGUCUGUAAUCAAAGCCUUGAAGCAUUCUGCUUUAGCUUGUAAAAGAAGAUUGGUGCUGAAGUGGGUGGAAGCUGAUAAUUUGGAAGAAGCUGUGCGAGAAAAAGAUCCUGUCAUAUAUCAUGAAGCAUGGCAAGCACUUUGCAGUUGCAAUGGAGUUUUGGUACCUGGUGGAUUUGGUUCAAGAGGAGCAGAGGGCAAAAUUCAAGCUGCCAGAUGGGCAAGAAAGAACAAAAAACCUUACUUGGGUGUUUGUUUGGGUCUUCAGAUUGCCGUUAUUGAGUUUGCAAGAGAUGUUCUUGAAUGGGAAGAUGCAAAUUCCACUGAAGUGGAUCCCAACACACCCCACCCAGUUGUGAUAGAAAUGCCUGAACAUAAUCAAGGUCAAAUGGGUGGUACUAUGAGAUUAGGAAAAAGAAAAACUAUUCUGAAAAAAGGAAAUUCUCUAACGAAAAAAUUGUAUGGAAAUUUGGAUUACAUUGAAGAAAGACACAGACAUAGAUACGAGGUGAAUCCAACCCUUGUGCAGUACUUUGAAGAAAGAGGAAUGCAUUUUGUUGGUCAGGAUAUCGAUGGAGAGCGCAUGGAGGUUCUUGAACUAGAAGAUCACCCGUUUUAUUUGGCGGUGCAGUUCCAUCCUGAAUUUUUAUCUCGACCGCUAAAACCGUCACCACCCUACCUGGGCUUUUUGCUAGCUUCAUCUGGUAAACUAGAAAGUUAUCUACAACGAGGAGGCCGUCUCUCGCCAAGAUCAAGUUUUAACGAUAUUGAAGAAGAAUCCGAAAAUGUGUACAAGUGUACAGAAGAAACUGCUACCAACUGCAAUGUGGAAAAAGACAAGGAAGCUAUUUCGUAAUUUGGAUUUUUAUCUGUGGAUAAAAUGUUUCAGAAUGAACAGCAUUUGUGUUACGGUUUCCGUCGGAUAAAGUGUAUUUAAAAAAUAUUUAUGCUCUGUUUAAGAUAUUUGUUUCUUAGCUUUUUAAAAAAUUAAUCUUUCCUGCUUAUCUCGGCCUGCGCUACUUAGAAACAAUUGUCCCAGCAAAUUUAGUGUUUUAGAUCUUGUAGAAAAAAAUAUAUUGACAUGUGCUUCAAAUAAGUUGUCACGUCUCCUUAAAACCUUAUUUUUCUCAAAAAGCAGCGCCGUCAACUCUGGGGAGGGAGAUUCAUGAUUCGUCACUUCUCAAUACUCUUUGAAAAUGAGAUCUCAAUAUUAUGCCAAAAUGAUUUAAACGGUUAUGUUCGAUAUUUAUAUGAUGUGUACCCCAUAUGAUGUGUGUUGUAUAUACAUUGUCGACAAAAGGCACCGAUAUUGUUAUCAAAAUUGUUUCUUUA
Messenger RNA from Hydractinia symbiolongicarpus, 2294 nucleotides. Its product is annotated as CTP synthase 1-like. Gene Ontology annotation, biological process: CTP biosynthetic process; pyrimidine nucleobase biosynthetic process. NCBI's taxonomy places the organism in Eukaryota, Metazoa, Cnidaria, Hydrozoa, Anthoathecata, Hydractiniidae. The transcript has 17 exons. Gene Ontology annotation, molecular function: identical protein binding; CTP synthase activity. Gene Ontology annotation, cellular component: cytoophidium; cytoplasm. The coding region runs from base 22 to 1818 and encodes 598 amino acids. The record is from RefSeq and is a predicted model, not a curated record.